Molecule: messenger RNA, 1466 nt
Organism: Populus nigra (black poplar)
Lineage: Eukaryota; Viridiplantae; Streptophyta; Magnoliopsida; Malpighiales; Salicaceae
Product: ubiquitin carboxyl-terminal hydrolase 2-like
Exons: 6
Coding region: 337-1341 (334 amino acids)
Biological process (GO): protein deubiquitination; ubiquitin-dependent protein catabolic process
Cellular component (GO): cytoplasm
Molecular function (GO): cysteine-type deubiquitinase activity
Source: RefSeq, a predicted model, not a curated record
AAUUAAAAAAAAAAACACAAAAAUGCAUUGUGCAAAUCCAAAGCGCAAUUGAGAGUAAUUGCAAAGUGGAUUUGGUAGGCCGUUUAGUCUUUAUCAAAAUCUUAUUAUGAAUGAAAAAGAAUAAUUAAAUGAUUUAAAUGUUUGUUCAUUAGAUCACAGUUCAGAAGUACUAAAUAAAGUUCAUGUACUCAGUUAUAAUUAAUCUUUUCUAAUUAAUAAUAUAGUAAAUAUUAAUAGAAGAGAAAUCUUGAGUGAGCAAUAACGGAAAAAGCAGGAAGCAACUGUCACUGCGAGGCUUAGAGUUACUGUUACUGUUAUUGUGGCGAAUCAAUCAUCAUGUCUUGGUGCACUAUUGAGUCUAAUCCAGGUGUGUUCACGGAACUUAUACAACAAAUGCAUGUAAAAGGUGCACAGGUUGAAGAGUUGUAUUCAUUGGACCUUGAUUCUCUUGACAGCCUGAGACCUGUAUAUGGGUUGGUUUUUCUUUUCAAAUGGCGCCCAGAAGAGAAAGAUGAACGUGUUGUAAUUACGGAUCCAAAUCCUAAUCUCUUUUUUGCCCGUCAGGUUAUUAACAAUGCUUGUGCAAGUCAAGCAAUUUUGUCUAUCCUCAUGAACUGCCCAGAUAUGGACAUUGGUCCAGAAUUGUCGAAAUUAAAAGAAUUCACCAAGACUUUUCCUCCUGAGCUCAAAGGGUUGGCUAUUAAUAACUGCGAAGCUAUACGUGCAGCCCAUAACAGUUUUGCACGACUUGGGCCUUUUGUUCCUGAAGAGCAGAAGGCAGCCAGCAAAGAAGAUGACGUGUACCAUUUUAUAAGUUACUUGCCUGUUGAUGGAGUGCUAUAUGAACUUGAUGGAUUGAAAGAGGGACCCAUCAGCCUUGGUCAGUGCACUGGUGGGCAUGGUGAUAUGGACUGGCUGCUUAUGGUGCAGCCAGUGAUCCAGGAACGCAUAGAAAGGCAUUCCAAUAGUGAGAUAAGAUUUAAUCUCUUGGCAAUAGUCAAAAACAGGAAAGAAAUGUAUACUGCCGAACUCAAGGAGCUCCAAAAGAGGAGGGAGCGUAUCUUGCAGCAGCUAGCUGCUUUCCAGGCAGAAAGACUGGUCGACAAUGGCAACUAUGAAUCUCUGAACAAAUCCAUGUCUGAAGUGAAUGCUGCGAUUGAAAGUGCUACAGAAAAGAUUUUGAUGGAGGAAGAAAAAUUCAAGAAAUGGAGAACAGAAAAUAUCCGUAGGAAGCACAAUUAUAUUCCGUUUUUGUUCAACUUCCUCAAGAUUCUUGCUGAAAAGAAGCAACUGAAGCCCCUUAUAGAGAAGGCCAAGCAAAAAACCAGCGCCUCCAAGUAAAAGGUUUUUAUUUAUGUUCUUAGUAGGUGUGACACUGAUUUUAAGUUCAUGUUGCUAGUAUAUAUGCAAACGUUUUCCGCAUUGUUAUUUGAUCUCUCUUCCGCGUAUGUGAAGCUGCUUUGCCA